AUGGAGACAUUAGAUGGUGCAUUGGAGAUGGUGCUAAAACCUCUAUCUGGUUUGAUGCUUGUAUUGGUGAUAGUACUCCCAUUGAUAGGUUAUGAUAUAUGUCUUAUUAUAUCUAAAAAUAUUAACUUAAAAGUUUCAGAUAUUUUGGUGGAUGGAGUGUGGUCUUUGAAUACUGAUCUUCAACAGAUUAUACAAAAUCUUAGACUGCCAGAAGUCUUUAGAGGUGAAGAUGUUCUAAUAUGGACAUGCAACUUAAAAGGUGUAUUUUCAAUUGCUGAGGCUGUGAACAAAUUAAGGCACGAAGAACAGUCAGUAAGCUGGUCCAGAUAUUGCAUCUGUGAGACAGAACAAGAUAGUAUAAAUCACUUACUGUGGGAAUGCAGUUUUAGUAUAGGUAUUUGGACCUGGAUAUGCCCCAUAUUUAAAUUUAAACUGCCUAAAUCUUUUGAUGAUGUAUGGAAAGGUGCCUUAAAUAAUAGCCCUCUAGUUCAACAAGUCUGGAUAACUGUUGCUUGUAUAAUUCUAAAGGAACUGUGGUUUCAGAAGAAUAAGAGACAUUUUGAAGAUAUUAAGCCAAAUAUGCAUAGGUUUAAAUGCAGAGUUCUUAAAUUAGUGCAUGAAGGUGGUUUGAGAAUCACAGGAAUCAAGUGGUGUCAAAACCAUGACCAAGAAAUAAUUGUUAGAUUUCAUUUGGGUCUUAGACAUUCCAGGUUCCAGUGCAUUAAAAAAUGUCAUUGGCUUCCACCUGAACAAGGUUUUAUAAUGUUCUGCUGUGAUGGUUCUUCAUUUGGUAAUCCUGGAUCUGCAGGAUUUGGUGUUGUUGUCAAAGAUCCAGCAUGUCAGGUAGUUGGCACUCUAACUGGUGGAAUUGGUGUAGCUUCAAAUUAUUUGGCAGAAACUUAUGGUGUCAUGUGUGCUUUGGAACUAGAAAUUCAAUGGAGUAUGCAGAGUAUCAUUAUUGUGUCAGAUUCAAAAAUUGUGCUUGCAUAA
Messenger RNA from Papaver somniferum (opium poppy), 990 nucleotides. RefSeq lists its product as uncharacterized. Bases 1 to 990 code for a protein of 329 amino acids. The record is from RefSeq and is a predicted model, not a curated record. NCBI's taxonomy places the organism in Eukaryota, Viridiplantae, Streptophyta, Magnoliopsida, Ranunculales, Papaveraceae. Gene Ontology annotation, molecular function: RNA-DNA hybrid ribonuclease activity; nucleic acid binding. The transcript is spliced from 2 exons.